Messenger RNA from Gymnodraco acuticeps, 3210 nucleotides. RefSeq names its product inward rectifier potassium channel 2-like. Gene Ontology annotation, molecular function: inward rectifier potassium channel activity. The transcript has a single exon. Lineage: Eukaryota; Metazoa; Chordata; Actinopteri; Perciformes; Bathydraconidae. Gene Ontology annotation, biological process: regulation of monoatomic ion transmembrane transport; potassium ion import across plasma membrane. Gene Ontology annotation, cellular component: plasma membrane. The record is from RefSeq and is a predicted model, not a curated record. The coding region runs from base 1 to 1323 and encodes 440 amino acids.
AUGGGGAGUGUGCGAAGCCACCGUUACAGCAUCGUCUCCUCUGAGGAAGAUGGCAUGAAGUUGGCCACUAUUGCCGUACCAAAUGGCUAUGGAAACGGAAAUGUCAAAAAGGUGCCCUCAGCGCACCACCAACAGAGCCGCUUUGUCAGGAAGGAUGGCCACUGCAAUGUGCAGUUUAUCAAUAUGAGUGAGAAAGGCCAGCGGUACCUGGCAGAUAUCUUCACUACCUGCGUGGACGUCCGCUGGCGCUGGAUGGUGCUCAUAUUCUGCCUUUCUUUCCUGCUGUCGUGGUUGUUCUUUGGCUUUAUCUUCUGGUUAGUGGCCCUCUGUUACGGGGAUUUAAACAAUUCGACUCAGAUGUGUGUUUCCAAUGUGGACAGCUUUACCGCUGCCUUCUUGUUCUCAGUGGAGACCCAAACCACCAUUGGCUAUGGAUAUCGCUAUGUGACGGAGGAGUGCCCCAUUGCGGUCUUUAUGGUCGUCUUCCAAAGCAUUGUGGGAUGCAUCAUCGACGCUUUCAUCAUCGGUGCUGUCAUGGCCAAGAUGGCCAAACCCAAAAAGAGGAAUGAAACCCUGGUGUUCAGCCAUUAUGCUACAGUGGCCAUGAGGGAUGGUAAACCUUGCUUGAUGUGGCGCGUGGCAAACCUUAGGAAGAGCCACUUGGUGGAGGCGCAUGUCAGGGCCCAGCUGCUCAAGUCCCGCACCACCGCAGAGGGAGAGUUCAUCCCUCUGGAUCAGGUAGACAUUGACAUCGGUUUCGAUAGUGGCAUUGAUAGAAUUUUCCUGGUAUCUCCAAUCACCAUUGUUCAUGAGAUUGAUGAGGACAGCCCAUUCUAUGAUAUGAGCAAACAGGAGUUGGAGACGUCAGAGUUUGAGAUUGUGGUGAUUCUGGAGGGCAUGGUUGAGGCUACAGCCAUGACCACUCAGUGUCGGAGCUCUUACUUGGCCAGCGAGAUCCUCUGGGGCUAUCGCUUUGAGCCAGUGCUCUUCGAAGAAAAGAACUACUACAAAGUGGACUACUCUCGAUUUGAAAACACGUAUGAGGUGCCCAGCACACCCCACUGUAGUGCAAGAGAACUAGCCGAGAGGAAAUCCAGCGCCUCCAACUCGACGAGGAACUCCUUUUGCUACGAGAACGAGGUGGCUCUCGAAAAAGUUGAGAUGGAGGAGGAGUUCGAGGAGGAGGAUGAAAUCAGGGAGAUAAAGGCUGUUGAGGUAUUUGCACUUGAGGACACAAAUACAGAUGUGGUGUCAGACUCUGAGUGCAAUCUGGACUCUUUGCCCUUAGAAUCAAGGCCUUUGACAGCAGAAUCUGAAAUAUGACUGCAGGGAUAAAGAACGGUUAAAAACUACCACAUGGUAUUUUAAAACUUUUACAUUUUACCCUGUUGGCUGUUGUUUGUUAUGCAUGACGGUUUGUUAAAAAAUAAUUGGGUAAAAAAGUUCUCUAUGCAAAAGCUCACGGACGCAACACCAUGGGAAUCCAGAUAUGGUAUAUUGUUUAUGAUUAAACUGGUGAUAAAUGACCUGCUUGGAUGGAUCUAAAGGGAUGAAAUGGGUUAGAUGCCUUCAGUGACACACUGUGCAGUGUGCCCUUCUUAAAGAGGUUUAGUAAAAUAGCCAGUUACUCACAAUUACCACAAUUUAAUGGAAAAUACAGUUCAUAAUUCUAAAGGGCAUAUUUGUCCUGGGUAUAAUAGAUAUUAUUAGUAGCCUAAAUGUCACACAAGGUUGUGACUUCAUAAACAAAAAUAUAGAUCAAAAUUAACAUUUGAACCUGAAACGUUGACACUUGAAUGACAACCUUCCUCCAUAUUUGAUUUUGUCAUUUCACUUAAAUAAUCUUGUUUCAAUGGCUACUACAAAUAUGUUGACCCAUUAAACCACCUGCACAAAGGCUGCUGUUUGUUAAUGAGCUGGUCUCUUAGCAAAGUAUAAUAACAGUUCUCUUCCAUGUGGUCUUGCAUGGCGUUACUCUCAUUGCGUGACGCAGGAAAGAGAUGUGAAAAACAAAUAGCUCACACAUGGCAAGUCUCCAAAGUUCAUUAAUUUAUUUCACCUAAGGAGCCCUGUAUUGUGCAAGCUAUUUAUUCGUUUUUCAUUGUGUCCUCACCCUCAACUCAUCACCUACCCUGUUAAAUGUCAAUGUGCAAGUACACUCUUAUUUGCAGGAAAGAGCACACUCUUCUCCUCAGCCCAUCACAUUGUCUAAGUAUAGCAUCUCUUGCAACGUGUGCCUUAACAAAAGUCUCAGUCCUGGUGGAGGCACACACUGCAAUAGAUGUCACAGGAAGAAUAGGCAUUAAGAAGAGAUUCACUGUGAAAUGUAAUGCCACUCCUUAAGGUCUUUGCAGGACUUCAUGUUCUUAUGUGCAAUACAGGUCGUGGAAGCUCAAUCGUGAGCUGAGGUUAUGAAUGUUGAUGAUAAGUGCUGCUAAGUUACACAUUGUAUGUUUAGAUGGAAAUCUAGGAGCCAAAAUGUAUUAUUUGUAAUUUAAAGUAUCGGUUUUGAAGAUUGCAGAUGCAGCCUCUAAUGUUAUUGCUAGAUGUAGACGAGCAUGAUUCUGUCAGUGGGUUUUCCAAAGCUUAAGUGCAUUUUAUUCCUGACCAGAGAAUUCCCCCAACUUCAGCAGAAAUUGUUUUAAUACCCGAAGCCAAAUGUGUUCAUACAUAUAUGAGACAACAACCGUAAAAAAAUCUGUUAGUGGAUGCUGACCUAAAAACUGUAGCUUUUGCUCAUCUAACAGUGGUUGGUCGUUGAAACAUUGCAUUAAUUGAGAUGAUGCUGACAUAGUCUGCUUUAUUUAAAAUCAAUGUGUUUGGUGUGGAAGUGGUCCAGAAUUUGGACACAUAGUAGUUUCCCCUCACACCUAACCACCGCAGGUCUUGUGAAGUUAUUUGUCUGAAUGGACCUUUGCUGAUAAAUGGUACAGUCAAAAAGAAUGCAGCACACUUGACUUCCGUCUUACAGGAGAUUGAGCUACAAUGCUUGAACUCUUAUUGUGACACAUUCAUGCUUGGAUUACAUUUCCACCUCUAAGUUAAGGAAAUCAAUCAAUUAAAAAUGUUGAUCUGAUCUCACAUUGACACCUCUCCUGUCUUAGGUCUUUAUUUUUCUACCAAGGUCCUACUACCUUCCUGCACAAACCAGAGACUGUACAGGCUUUUUUUUAAUCUUUUGUAAAUAAACACUGUAUAAUUAUAUUGCAG